AUGGACCCUGAGACCUGUCCCUGCCCUACUGGUGGCUCCUGCACCUGCGCUGGUUCCUGCAAGUGCGAGGGAUGCAAAUGCAACCCCUGCGAGAAGAGCUGCUGCUCCUGCUGCCCUGCUGAGUGCGAGAAAUGUGCCAAGGACUGUGUGUGCAAAGGCGAUGAGGGGGCCCAGGCAGAGGCGGAGAAGUGUAGCUGCUGCCAGUGA
This is a messenger RNA of Trichechus manatus latirostris (Florida manatee), 207 nucleotides long. It is a transcript of the gene MT3, whose product is annotated as metallothionein 3. Lineage: Eukaryota; Metazoa; Chordata; Mammalia; Sirenia; Trichechidae. Gene Ontology annotation, cellular component: nucleus; cytoplasm. The record is from RefSeq and is a predicted model, not a curated record. Gene Ontology annotation, molecular function: metal ion binding. The transcript is spliced from 3 exons. The coding region runs from base 1 to 207 and encodes 68 amino acids. Gene Ontology annotation, biological process: cellular response to zinc ion; cellular response to copper ion; intracellular zinc ion homeostasis.